Messenger RNA from Necator americanus (New World hookworm), 1395 nucleotides. RefSeq lists its product as uncharacterized. The record is from RefSeq and is a predicted model, not a curated record. The transcript is spliced from 16 exons. NCBI's taxonomy places the organism in Eukaryota, Metazoa, Nematoda, Chromadorea, Rhabditida, Ancylostomatidae. Bases 1 to 1395 code for a protein of 464 amino acids. Gene Ontology annotation, molecular function: chloride channel activity.
AUGACGAUUUCCUAUAACCGUGACGUCUCUUCGGUUUCGACACUUUCCUUCCUGAAACUGCUCCUCCGAUGGCGUGGUUCUAUAUGGAAAUCCGUGAAAACAGAAUUUGCACUAUGGAUUAUUUCGUACUAUAUUAUAUUUGCAGUUUAUCGAUAUGCACUGACAGCUAGUCAACAAAGAACAUUCGAGAAGCUUGCUCGCAACUUCAAUUCAAAGCUCGACUACAUACCACUAACUUUUAUGUUAGCUUUCUUUGUGAAAAUCAUUGCUGAUCGAUGGCGUAACAUUUUCAAUAAUAUGGGAUGGAUAGAGAACUGUGCACUCUCGCUUACUGCAGUUUUGAAAAGCGAAACCAACGAUGUCGAGGUUCGACUCAUGCGCAGAUCCGUAAUCCGAUAUUUGAUUCUUUCUCAGAUACUCACUUUUCGUGAUAUCUCUAUGCAAGUGAGACGAAGAUUUCCUCAUCUGUCCACUAUUGUACAAUCAGGGUUUAUGAUGGACCAUGAGAUGGAAAUGCUUGAAUCCGUGAAAGUAGCAAAAUUCAACAGGUACUGGGUACCGGUGAACUGGGCGUUGAGUAUCGUUUCUAAGGCUUACCGUAAAGGUUACAUUGACAAUGCUCCUUCACUCUCCUUAGCUAUUAAGGAGAUCAAUCAAUUUCGUACCUCUCUAGCCGUGCUGUGUAACUACGAUUGGGUCCCUGUACCUAUUGCAUAUCCUCAAGUAGUAUUCUUGGCUGUACGCUCUUAUUUCAUUCUUUGUUUGAUUUCGCGUCAAUACCUCAUUGGAGAAGCAGCGCCAAAUCAACCGACGAUAGAUCUAUACGUGCCGUUCAUGACGAUUCUCCAAUUUAUCUUCUUUGUUGCAUGGAUGAAGGUGGCCGAGGCACUAUUGAACCCAUUGGGAGAAGACGACGAUGAUUUUGAGUGCAACUUCCUUAUCGACCGAAACAUUGCAAUAGGUAUGGCCAUAGUUGAUGAAACUUCCGACAAAUAUCCAAAAAUGGAAAUGGACAUGCUGUCGGACCAAGAUCUCAUGUACACGAACUACGAGAAAUACGAUAUUGAUCAUGCACUCGUUGGAUCGGUGUCUAACGUGAAUCUUGCCGUCACUCCGACCGAUGUUUCGAGCCGACAAGGAUCUCUCGCAUCGCAAUCACCGCAAUCGAAAAGAUCUUCAAUCAGAUGUAUGCUGACGCCUCCCCUCGAAGGAAGCAGUGCAAACAAAAUUGCACCUGCCUCUAUACCAGCGGAUACAUCAAGUCCACUGACAUCAAAUAACCCAGUAUACUCUUCAACUAGAAGAAAGCAAUUUGCGGCUUCACUAAAACCGGUUAGUGAAGAAACAAUAAACUCGCAGGACUCAACAGACGGGUUUGUUGUAGUUAAGCUCUAA